Messenger RNA from Hydatigera taeniaeformis, 1797 nucleotides. The record is from the annotation of a GenBank genome assembly. NCBI's taxonomy places the organism in Eukaryota, Metazoa, Platyhelminthes, Cestoda, Cyclophyllidea, Taeniidae.
AUGAUGCCACUUCAGCGCCACAUCAAAAAUGUUGUUCACAACUACACAGAAGCAGAACGGAAAGUACGCGAAGCUACUUCAAAUGAUCCAUGGGGCCCAAGUAGCACAUUAAUGUCUGAAAUUGCGGAUAGAACUUACAACGUCAUCGCAUUUACCGAAAUUAUGCAGAUGAUUUGGAGGAGGUUAAAUGACAAAAGUAAAAACUGGCGGCACGUAUAUAAAGCUCUCAUUCUUCUGGAAUACAUCAUAAAAACGGGCAGUGACAAGGUCGCCGUUCAAUGCAGAGAGAAUAUACACGCCAUCGAGACUCUCAUGGAUUUCUACUAUGUGGAAGACGGAAAAGACGUGGGGAAUAGUGUGCGCGAAAAGGCGCGUAGUCUUAAUGCAUUGCUGCGUGACGAGGAACGACUCCAGGAGGAGCGGGCAAAGGCGCUACUUGCCCGCGAGCGUCUCAUGCAUGGUGGAGCCCUCGGGACCUCCGCCGCCGCUGCCUCAGCCUACUCUCCUCCUCUCUCCUUCCCUCGAGCUGCUUCCGCCUUCGGUGAUGAUCGCCGUCCUUCUUCCCAGCCCUCCUCACUCUCUGCUGCUACUGGUGGCAUCUCUAGUGACUUGGAUUCUGCACAACCACAGUCUUACACGGAGGAGCAGUUACAACUUCAACUAGCUCUUGCCAUCAGCAAGGAAGAGCACGAACGGGAGCUACAGAAGCGGCACGAGGAGGAGGCUAAGGAGGCCCUAAAACUUCAGAUGGUCCUAGAGCAGAGCAAGCGCGAAGAACAGAACCGCUCAGCAGCAGCCUCUUCACUUAUUUCGGAGGCUAAUUCGACCGGCGGUGGUGGCUCUACCUCACUGACAGGCAAUGGGGGAGGCCUCUUCAGCCUAAUUGAUACGUCACUCUCUGCCGCACCGGCCAAUGUGCCCGAUCCUUGGUCUACCAUCGUCCCUGCUCCUGCCACGGCUACCACCGUCCCCAGCAAUAGCAAUAAUAGCAAUGCCCUCGUCGCUGCCACUCUGCCCUUGGAUAAUUCCACUCACCUCCAGUCAAACAACACCAACAGCAGUGGUGGCGUUGGAAACCAACUCAGCCUCAUUGACUCUCCCUGGACUCCCAAGGCAAAGUGUCCGCUGUGUUCUUAUUGCUCUUUCCUUUGUACAGAAACCCUGCAGUCCCAACAAUCACACACCGUUCCGGUUGCAAAUAACAACCCCUGGGCUGCAUUAGAUCCCGUUGAGGCAGUCUUUCCUUCUACUGGCUCCACAUUCGCUCAGAAUGGCACUAGCAGCUGUGUCGGUCCUAUUACCAACGCUGUUGUCACUGCUACACCAACUGCGGCGUCCACUACCUCAUCAAACGAUGCAGCGGCACCGUCAGCACCUGCGGCGACGGGUACACCGAUGCGUAAACGCACACCCGCUGACUUCUUAGGGGACCAUAAGGACCUUGUGGAUUUGGAGAAAUUGGUGGAUCGAAAUCCAGCUUCCACAAAUCCCUUCGCGACAAGUACGCGUUCACUGACGGGACAGUCGACGAACCCCUUUAGUGCAAAUCAACCGCCAAAACCGUCGUUGAAUCAACUAAGUUCUGCUGCUGCCGCUGCCGCUGCUAACGGAAUAGCAAUGAACACUUUGGGGAGUCGAUCGUCCUCAGCUUUCACCUCCUUCACGCCCCAACGCUCUCCCUUUAUGACUUCCGGAUCUAUCUUCUUUCCCGGUCAGGUAGCUCCCGCCUCCACCGGUGCCCCACAACAACCACAGCUGCCACAACAACAACAACAAAGCCUCAACCCUUUCUUCUGA